Pneumocystis jirovecii RU7 is the source of this 1662-nucleotide messenger RNA. RefSeq lists its product as uncharacterized. Gene Ontology annotation, cellular component: cytosol. Bases 1 to 1662 code for a protein of 553 amino acids. Gene Ontology annotation, biological process: positive regulation of GTPase activity. Lineage: Eukaryota; Fungi; Ascomycota; Pneumocystomycetes; Pneumocystales; Pneumocystaceae. The transcript is spliced from 10 exons. Gene Ontology annotation, molecular function: protein binding; guanyl-nucleotide exchange factor activity. The record is from RefSeq and is a predicted model, not a curated record.
AUGCAAAAUGAAAGAUCAGAAACACAUAUUUAUAGUUCCAAUGAUAAAUGGAUAGUGCUCGAAAAGCUUCAGAAAUUAUAUGAAGAAUGGCUUAAAAUGCGUUUGGAUGAGAGUAUCUAUGAGGCUUUGCUGAGUUCUAUCCGUUCUAUUGGAGAUUUUGCAAGAGAAAUGGAAAAUAGGGAACAUAUUGGAGAAACAUACAUAAAGUUUUUGUUUUCUGUUGUCAGGAAUAGAGAAGACAUUCCUCCUGGGCUUGUUGUUCAGUGUUUAAGGGUUAUUGGCAAUUGUUGUAUUGAUCAUGCUGAGAAUAGAAAAAGAGUAGUGGAUUUGUCAGGAGAAGAUGUCUUUUUGGAGUUUUUGAAUCACAAAGACUCGGAUGUUUCUACUGUUUCUCUUACAUCAUUGUUGAAUUUAUGCAUGGAUUCUGAUUUGGUGACAGAAAGACUUGAAAAAAAGGAUGCACUUUCAAAGAUCCUUAAAUUCUCGAAUCCAAAUACCAACUUUGAUAUAUUAGCAAGAAUUAUAGGAUGGUUGAUGUCUAGAGAAACAAAAAAAUAUGAUACUGAUUGUUUUAUGCAUUUUUUGUCAAUUAUUCAAUUUCAUUCUGACAAUGUUGUUGACAUAUUUUCCAUUAUUCUUAUGUUUCUGCCACAGAAUGAUAUACAAUUGGAAUUGGUGCAAUCAGGAAAAAUAUAUGAAUUACUUAAUUAUUUUUAUCGUGUGGUACCUUUUCAAGAGCAUUUCAAUUCUGAGAAUAAGAGUAUUAUUUCUGUGUUAAUUAAUUUGUUUGGAGAAAUAGCUGCAAAUUAUGACUAUGUGGACCUUAUUCUAAACAAUAAACCUAUAAUGGAUAUGCUUUUAGGCCACCUUAACGUUGAUUCUUUUGGUACUUUGAUAGUGUGUAGUUGUGUGAUGCUUGGAAACUUAGCACGAACAGACAAAAUUUGUAUUUAUUUUGUUCAUGAAUUAAAUUUACAUGAAAAGUUAAUUAACAUUAUUAAUUCUUUAGACAAUCCGAAAGUUAUCUAUUCAAGUGCAGGAUUUUUAAAAAAUUUAUCUAUAACUAAAAAUAAUAAAUUCAAAAUUGGAGAAGCAGGUGCUAUAGAUUUAUGUAUGAAAUUGUUUUCUCAUGAUCUUAAAUCAAUACAAUACUUGGCUGUUUCUAUAUUUAGGCAAUUAAUUAUUGAUGAAGAGAAAAAUGCUUCUUUUUCUGUUAACUCUGGCGUUUUUGAGCAAUUGUUAGAACUUCGAAAAAAAACAGAUGAUAAUUUUAUAAUAAUGGAAGCGUCUAGAGCUCUUUCUAGUAUGAUUCGUACUAUUAAUAAGUUUAAAUUAUUUGAUAUUGAAAAAAAAAUAGCAUCUUAUACUGGUUUUGAAGAUAUUUUUAAGGAUAUGAUUACUCAAACUAAAUAUCCUAUCAUACGUACAGACGCAAUUUUUGCUCUUGUGUUGAUUGCUCGGUCUUCUGAGGAAGAGCUUAGAAAAAAUGCAAUUAAUCUCAUACAAGAUGAAAAUAUAUUGAAUACUCUUGUUGAAUUGGGGCGAACUGGAGCAAAGGAUAUACGUGACAAUAUUCAAAUUCUUCUCUUUUCAGUAAAUCAAGAGCUUGAAAAUGAGUCAAUAAAAUCAGCGCUUUUGUCUUUGAAACAAGAUAUUAAUUAG